CGAAUCUUGUUUGUCUUGCGGUGAUCUUCAGUGGUCCAUGCGCAUACCCAAAAAGGUAGUGCCCCGUUACGUCAGCAGACCAAUAAGUGAGUGCGCGGGCCGGUCCGCGAAUGGCCGGCUUCGCCUCCAGCCACACCUCGACAACGCGCCAGACAUCGCCGCCGCCCACGCCCCUCGACUCUACCCGCUGUCCACCGACUCCUUCCCACCUCGAGGCUCUCCCCACUCCAUGAUAUGCCCCGAAACCACAACGCAGGCCCUUCUACCCUCCGCAACCGGAACCGUGUCACCAACAAAACUCGCCUCAAGGUCAUCACUGAGAGCAUCGAUGCGGACCCGAUCGUGCUCGAUGAGGACGAACACCACUUGCAGGCAGUGUUGUCGGCAGCGGCGACACGACAUCAGUCCACUGGGCGCUAUACCAGAGGGAAGGAGAAGGAGAAGCCAGCACCAGCAGCGUACAUCCCAACCCCUGAUAGCACUGGGCUGGUGGACAACUAUGAAGAACUAUACACUCCUGGUCGAUGGAAAGAUCCUUCCACCUAUCUCAAGUUCUCAGACACGCGUGACAAGGAGUGGCUCGAUAGAAACAAUGCUGAGGCCGGCGGCGAAGGCACCAGUGCACAGGGUGCGAUGUCUGGCACCGGUACGCGGUCGGGAAGGGGUUCCAAAGCCAAGGGCAAGGAUCCUGACGUCCCUCAACCCGUCGCCAUGUCCGAAGACGAGUUCGAGCUCGUCAUGGCGAUAUUCGAGAAAGUGACGCAUGAGAAGACGGAGUUCUUGCAUCAUGGACUCGAACAGGGCACACCUUUCCCCCCGUUUAAUGACUAUCAAGACACGUUUGCAGAAGAGUUAAAUCCCUCGAUGUUCGCGCUGUAUUCUGUUCCGGACUGGGUUCCUACCCAGUUCACCUUUCUCGACUUGCUCAUACUAUCUAUUCGUAUUGGCGAGAACGACGCACGGAACGCGGGGGGCACCCCAUUAUACCCGCAGUCAAUUGUCUCACAGCUCGACGAGAUGGAUACGAAGAACGAGUCGUACAUUUGUUUCAGACGACGCGAAAUCAAGGCCAUCAGGAAGACUCGUGCUCAGCAGGCGACCUACUCGGACAAGAUGGCGCGCCUCCAGGCAGAGCUCACCACAGCUUCCGACAUGGCGACGGGAGUCCUACGACGAGAACAGCUCAAACGGGACGCAUCUGCUCACAGCAACGCCGUCUGGAAGAAGCGAUGCGAUCUCGUCGAUCUCAAGCGGAAGUUCCCCAGUUUGGGCACAAAGGAGGACGAGGAGCUCUUCCAUGACAAAGAGCGGGUGGCGAAGAAACCGAAACCAGACAUCGCUCGCAUUCCGCUCAAAUUGCGCACGCGGGACAACGGCGAGCUGCCCUCUCCUGUGGCUCAUGCGGAGAUGGUCAUACGGCCGAAGGAACGCCAGGCGCAGAUACAGCACCAGAUCGAGCAAGAUUUAGCGAAGAGGAAAGAGAAGGAUCAGAAAUGGGAAGAUUAUGUCGACAACCCGUAUCAGCCUCCUCCUCUGCCUUAUGCGUGCAAGCUGUACAAGUUCUUCGCAUCGAGUCGAUCUUCCUCUUCAUCCGAGCUAUCUGCGAGUUCGAAUGGCACGGCCAAGCCACUUGCGCGUCCGACCCGUGCAGGUCGCAUACGCUUUGGACGUGGCGGACGUGUCCACUUGGAUCGACGUUCACAUUCGACACACCUGUCUGACUCGUCAUCGUCCGACGAUGAUGUAGAGGAGGAGGAGCACAAGCAACGGUUAGCCGAACGGUGGAAGUUCGAUGCCGACGAUGUCCCUGCAGUGGGUCCAGACGGGCCAGAGGAGAAGGAUCGUGUCUUGAUCGACGAUUAUGAACCUAAAUAUCUCGUCCACCACAUGACCCUUCUAUCCGAGCAGGACAUGGCCAGCCUCAUGCCGGAUCCGACCCUUACUGUGACAUCGAGCGAUGGUCGUCAGCAAACGAUUACACCGUUCAGGCCAGGUUCGCAAGGGCAGUAUGGGCGAUCGAUGCCGCAGGUUGCACGACAGCUUCCAGCACCCAUGACACCCGCGCGCCCGCUCCAGUCCUUGCAGUCGUCUAGCUCUGGUCUCUCAAUCUCGCAGGCGGGGACACCUGUGUCUGUGGCCACGCAGCUGAAGCAGAUGGCGCCCCCUGCGAUCCCUCAUAUGCGCAUCUCGUCGAGCGGAGGCAUACGGGUGCCCGGGCUGCCAACAGUCCCGGCCAUCAACAUGCAAGCCCCACUUGCCAACCACGACGCGAAUGGUCACGCAGAUUCGUCUGACCGACCGGCCAAGUCCCCCGCGCUGCAGAGCCCUCGUAGUCAGCAGCAUGGGUCGCCUGAACAACAAACCGUCAACGCUUCCUCUGCCAACUCUUCUCCCGUGCGUGCGAAGGCUCAGCCUCCGCAAGCGAUCACUAUGCCCACUGUGCCUAAUGGCUAUCAUAUCCCGAGCGUUAAUGCCUACUCCGCCGCUAUGCCCAAUGCCACUUACAUGCAUGCGAACAACCGUCCAAACGGCUUGACCCUGCAACAAAUGCAGACGAUGAAGUCUGCCUAUGCAUCUAUGUCUCCUCCUCCCGAUAAUUCAAUGCAAGCUAAUACCGCCAACGGUCAGUUGCGAACCCCGGCCUCUUACCUCGGUCACGUACUCCAGAAUGGCCAUCCCAAUUACGCUGCUCAGCUGGCGAACGCGCGACACAUGCAACAGUGGGCAGCCGCGACCGCUGCGCAUCAACAGCAGCGUCCGCCCUCUGCCAACGCAGCGGAUGGGAACGCCGUCGAUGGUAUGCAUCCGCCCGCGAUGUCACCACCGAUAUCCACCACGCCCGUGCGGACACCAUCAGCGAAUGGUAUGCGCACGCCGAUGUCGCGUGGUAUGGCUGUCCCUGGGGCCGCCCACGCAAUGGGCCAACCGCAAGGCCGAGCAUCGCCUGCGAAUCCACACAUGGCUCGAAUGACGACGCCACUCACGCCGUCGCCGCAUCUGCUGAACUCCUCGCUGGCUGUGACACAACCACAAGGGUCGCCGACGAGGUCUCCACAGCCACCGAUGGCGUCUCCGUCGUUGCAGGCGCGGCAGGCGGUGGGCAGCUCUGGGGCGGGCUCCCGGUCUCUUUGGUCGUCAUCCUCCGUCUCUCCCCCUUGACUCUUGUCCCUCGUUGCUGUUUGAGUACUUUAUAUAGCUUCAAUGGUCUUUCCGCUCCUU
This is a messenger RNA of Fomitopsis serialis, 3219 nucleotides long. RefSeq lists its product as uncharacterized. Lineage: Eukaryota; Fungi; Basidiomycota; Agaricomycetes; Polyporales; Fomitopsidaceae. The transcript has 11 exons. Gene Ontology annotation, cellular component: piccolo histone acetyltransferase complex. The coding region runs from base 235 to 3159 and encodes 974 amino acids. Gene Ontology annotation, biological process: regulation of transcription by RNA polymerase II. The record is from RefSeq and is a predicted model, not a curated record.